CCUGCAAUGAUAGGCUGCUCUUUUGUGGUAAACCGGGAAUACUUUGGGGAGUUGGGCCUACUGGACGCAGGGAUGGACGUGUAUGGAGGCGAAAAUAUAGAGCUGGGAAUCAGGGUUUGGCUGUGUGGGGGAAGCAUGGAGGUUCUGCCUUGUUCCAGAGUGGCCCAUAUUGCUAGAACAAAAAAGCCCUACCACAGUAACAUCGCCUUUCACACUAGACGCAAUGCACUUCGGGUGGCAGAAGUCUGGAUGGACCAAUACAAAUCUAAUGUCUAUUUGGCAUGGAACCUCCCAGUGAAGAACCAUGGCAUUGAUUAUGGAGACAUAUCCCAGAGACUAGCGCUCAGGAAAAGACUCCAGUGCAAAAGCUUUGAGUGGUACCUUGACAAUAUCUAUCCAGAGAUGAGGAGAUACAACAACACUCUCUUUUACGGAGAGAUUCGCAAUACCAAUGUGACCCAUCUGUGUGUGGACCAGGGCGUAAAGGAAAACCACACGGCAGCUCUGCACCCCUGCCAUGGCUGGGGCCCUCAGCUGGGUCGCUAUACUAAGGAGGGAUAUCUUUUCCUGGGUCCUCUGGGAAGCACGGGCGAAGAUACUCGGUGUGUGGUGGACGAUAAAAUCAGCGGCUACCCGCAGCUCCUGAAUUGUGAGAAAGUCUCAAGUGUACGGCAGAAAACUUGGCACUUUGCACAGAAUAAAGCAAUCAUCAACCGAGCUACAGGACGCUGUCUCGAGGUAGUGCCGGCUAAUGUCUACUUCGGCUAUGCUCUGGUCCUGCGCCCCUGCACUGGCCAGAAGUGGACGGUCAAGAAUUUGAUGAAACGAGACUAAUGGUAGUGAGUCAGUGACCUUAGAGAGUUGCUAAUCUCUUUUGGCCUCCAUAACAAGUUUAGGAACUGGAAAAUGGAUCCAGUUUUGUUGAACUCAAGGGGUGCGGUUCAUGUUUGCAUUUUUGCAUUGGGCUUUCGGUCUUACUACAGUCCACAAUUCAAAAGUAAACAAAAAGACACUAGAAGCACCACAUACAGCAGGUUCUCGAGAAUCUCUAGACGUCCUUUCCAAAAUAAAAGGACAGUUUUCUGAGGAUCAUUGGAGCCCGUGAGUUCCUGCAAGAACUGUUAAAAACUCCAACGGUUCCUCCAGUAAUGAAAGGUUUUGAAGCACAUAAACUGUAUGUUGAAGUUCCUUAGGUUUGCAAUAUUUGAUGUUCAACCGUUAGAGCAACCUGACUCAAAUCUUGAAACCAAAAUGACUUUUAAACAUUGUAGAUGAUCAGCUGCUGUACUGCACAUACUCUGUACACCACUGUACUCAUAACGUUAGUCAAUGCAAAUUUAGUGUUUAUUCUGAAAAAAAAAAAAAAACUGGUUCAGGUGUUCAUAGCUUUAUUUAGAGUUAAUAUUGAAUAUCUGUAUUUCUCCUACAUUCUCUAGUUUGAAGUUCCCACUGUUAGCAGCUAUGGAUCUCAGUGCAUUUUCUGUUUAAAUAAGCUGUCUGCUCUGGACAAAUGUUAUUUAUUGCAUUAUUGUUAUUUUCACUAUAGAAUGACAUGAUGAUAUGUGUGCAGUUUUACAGAUUCUAAGGUUAUUGAGCUCUAUCUGCUGUUGAAUGGAUCCUGUAGUAGUCCUACUGUUACUUUAAACCACACUCUAUAGCAACAAGGCCAGCAUGUAGGCGAAAGGAAUAAGGAAAAAUGAUCAUCAGGGAUUGUCGACUGAGUUAUAUAAGAACACACGUUACAUGAGUCAUAAACCGCACAUGUAACUACGGUCUCCUCAGAUGUUGUUGCACCCGUCUUACCGUCUUCCAUUUUGACUAGGACUGAUUUGAAUAAAACAAUGAACA
Messenger RNA from Carassius auratus (goldfish), 1848 nucleotides. Its product is annotated as polypeptide N-acetylgalactosaminyltransferase 17-like. Gene Ontology annotation, biological process: protein O-linked glycosylation. Gene Ontology annotation, molecular function: polypeptide N-acetylgalactosaminyltransferase activity. Bases 7 to 834 code for a protein of 275 amino acids. Lineage: Eukaryota; Metazoa; Chordata; Actinopteri; Cypriniformes; Cyprinidae. The record is from RefSeq and is a predicted model, not a curated record. Gene Ontology annotation, cellular component: Golgi apparatus. The transcript has 6 exons.